UUGGCGAAAGUAAACAAAAACAAUACAGAAAGAAAGAGAAAAGUAGGCUAUUCGUAUUCGUGGAAAAAAUCUUUCUGUUGAAUGUUAUUACAUUCAUUCGCUUUUUGUGAUCGUUCAGUUCUCAGUUCUGAGUUCCGUCAAAUCGAAAUAAUUUCCAUUUAGUUAAUUUGUUCUUAGUUUACUUUUGCCGGUUUCAGCAAUCAGCAAAGCUCACUCUUCUCUAUAGUCUUCUAAUCAAAGUAAGUUCUUAGGUCCAAGUUAAGACCAUUGGCUAUGAACAUUGUUAGUUGAGCACACGAUAUAAAUUUAUUCAGAAUUAAGCUUAAAACUUUCAUCACUAUUUGAUUUUAGAGUCAAAAAUGCUGAAAACAUUGAUUAAAUUUGGUCUGAUUAAACACCAACAUGCAGCGGUAGCAACAGCUUACUACUCAUCAAAGAGUUGUCCUUCAAUUGCUGUGGUACUGGCUGGAUGUGGUGUGAAUGAUGGAACAGAAGUUCAUGAAGCCAGUGCCGUAUUGUCUCACAUCACUAGAAACAAGGCUGUUCCUCACAUGUUUGCACCUGAUGUACCUCAGUUUGAUGUAAUCAAUCAUUUGGAGUGCAAACAAGACACAACGCAUUGCCGAAAUGUGUUAGUAGAAUCAGCUCGCAUUGCAAGAGGACAAAUUCUUCCCUUAUCAGAGCUGGCAAAAAACUCUCAGAAGUACGAUGCUGUAGUCUUUCCUGGGGGUUUUGGAGCUGCUAAAAACCUGUCAGAUUUUGCCACCAAAGGACCAGACUGCACAGUGAUCCCAGAUGUAGAAACAGUGAUACAAGAGUUUCACAGGUGCCGAAAGCCCAUUGGACUAACCUGCAUUGCUCCUAUUUUGGCAGCCAGAGUCAUUUGUGGAGUGGCCAUUACUUUGGGACAAAACAGCUGCGAUGGAGAGAAAUGGCCAUACAGGGACGCUAUCAAGGCAGCAGAACAAAUGCAAGCAGUUGUGGAAAAUAAGGAUGUCAAUGAGACAACAUUUGACCGCAAAAACCUGGUAUUUUCCACUCCAGCUUACAUGUACGGGGUUGCCCAGUUUCAUGAGGUUGAUGAUGGCAUCGGGGGAAUGAUCAAAUAUAUGAUAUUGUCAAUUAAAGACGGAAAGUGACCUGAGAUAUGAGACUGAUCUUAAUAUAUUUUUGGAGGAAACUAUUGGCAAAUGUAUUUAGUUUAUGUAAAAGUGUUGUUUCUUAUUGUUUUGUUAAAUUGAAAAAUUGUUAUUAAAUAAAUUUUAUACAUGAAUUAACUUUUAAA
Messenger RNA from Macrosteles quadrilineatus (aster leafhopper), 1285 nucleotides. RefSeq names its product ES1 protein homolog, mitochondrial-like. The transcript has 7 exons. Gene Ontology annotation, cellular component: mitochondrion. NCBI's taxonomy places the organism in Eukaryota, Metazoa, Arthropoda, Insecta, Hemiptera, Cicadellidae. The coding region runs from base 360 to 1139 and encodes 259 amino acids. The record is from RefSeq and is a predicted model, not a curated record.